AUGCGCAGAAACACAAUCCCACAAAAGGAAGCCCAGGCUAGCAAUGAUGAAAGCCUACCACAUCUUCUCGCUGCAUUGAAUCUUCAUCAGAGCUAUGCACCGGUAUCACCCCCCGAGCUUUCAUCCGAAGAGCAGAUGUCACCACUCCUGCAAUGGAGAUCUGAGCAACGUGGUAAACUCGAUGUUUUGCGGGAAGAAGUCUCAUAUUUCGUGAUCGGCUUCAACCUCAACGAUUUACCAGAUACGAUAGCUUCCCAUCUUCCUGGCUGGAAAACAGACACUCUCCCUGGAUCUUUCGCGCAUCUUCUUUACUCGCUGUUUGGUCCAUUUGAGGAAGUUGCUAAGCUUCAGAAAUCCCUGAACAGUAUCCCAGACUAUUUUACCCAGCACAGACACCGAGCAAUGUUUGCAAACAGAAUUCGGAACAUCAAUCGCGAGCCACAGGACCUCAAGUGCGGUGCUACCUUCGCGCCUCAGUUUCCACCGUCCUGGGAGGACGGCGAAUGGUACAGGAAAAGCCACGAAUAUCUAUUCUCUCGCGAGUUGCGAAUGCUCAGGGACUUGGUGGAACCCCUGCGUGAUACAUCCAAGCCGGUUUACUGGAUCACCGACCGAGUCGAGACUGCUCUGGAGAUGGACAAUGGCUUUCUAGCCUCAAAGGAAUUGAUUGCAGAUUUCAAGAAGGAGCUUUAUGAAACCGCGUGGAAUCGCCGCAAGAACUAUACAAUCUAUGACCCCCGUCCCAGGUGGGAUGAUGAGCAAAAAGAAACAAAACAUCUCAGAGAAUACCGCCUGCAAACCUGCAGAGGAACACUGUACUGGGACCGCUGGCCCCCCGUCGAAGAGCAGUAUGACAAGAAAGCCCUGGCCGCGAAGCAAUCCGUCAUUGACAACGAUCCGAAAGCCGCCCAAAGUCUUGGAUUCCUGCCACCAGAGAACCCCCAACCACCAGCAGUCCUGGUCUCGACCCAACCGGGUGUCGAACUCGCAUGCAUCACCAACCUCGAGCACUACGACGACCAAAUCAUGAUCAUAUUAGUGCGGAUCAGCCAAUGGCUAGCUCUCGCCCGCGGCUUCCCGGCAGUCCAUCUAUUCUGCGACAUCGUCCGACUCUUCACCAUCUACGGUGUUGACGUGGCAAAUGCCGUGCAAGUGGAGUUCUGCAAGCACUUGACUGGUUUGCCGUCAUUCCCCUGGGACCCUGUCGAAUUGCCGCCACUAUUUCCCUGCCUGGAAAGUGAAAUCGAGGCACACGAGCUCUGCCGCGAGGAAAUCCGGAGUCAGAGUGCGCGGAACCACUGGGCAGAGCAGCGCUUGAUGAUGUAUCCCUUGCUUUGGUGUAGGGAUGAUAAUGCUAUUGCCUGGGAUUACCCCCUGCAAACCCUUGUCUGGGAGGAGAAGAAGGAUGGCCGGGUGCUUGCGCUCAGGUCUCCUCCUUUCCAGGACCAUGCUAGACAUAUCCCAUGGGGUUUGGUUGAUAUGAUGAAAGAGGGGUUGUGGGUUGGGGAGUAUGAGGAUGAUUGGCUGGCGCAGUUCGUGGGGUUCAACAGUGAGUACUCCGAUGGCCACUCUGACAAUCUCUGCGGUGGAGAAUGA
Molecule: messenger RNA, 1596 nt
Organism: Penicillium samsonianum
Lineage: Eukaryota; Fungi; Ascomycota; Eurotiomycetes; Eurotiales; Aspergillaceae
Exons: 2
Coding region: 1-1596 (531 amino acids)
Source: RefSeq, a predicted model, not a curated record